AUUGUUGUUCAAUGUUUUGAUUUUUGGGAAUUUGGGAUCGUCAGAAAAAAUGUUAUCACCGUAAAUUUCGAAUGGGAAUUGAUUACUUCAAUCUAAUUUAAAAUGCUUUGAAAUAACGUUAGAUUCUCAAUCUUUCUUAUAAUAUAAUAAUGGUGUCCGAGGAAGUUAUAAAAAAUGAGUACCCCUUGCAUUGGCUGGUAUGGAAGAAUGAACAUAAACUCCUUGAAAAAGCUCUUUUGGAUAAAAAGAAUGAUAAGGAGAAAAAAGACUGCCGGGGUAGAACAGCCUUGAUGUUGGCAGUUACUUUAGGGCAUCUAGAGUCCACAAGAAUCCUAUUGAACCAUGAAGCGAAUGUAAAUUGCGAAAAUAAAGAUGGUUGGAAUGUGGUUCAAGAAGCAGUUGCCACUGGAGAUCCUGAACUACUUCAUAUUGUCCUUGAGAGAAGAGACAUACAAAGAUAUACAUGUCGUAUGGCAGGUAUACCAGACUUAUUGCAAAAACUGAAGGAAGCUCCAGAUUUUUAUGUAGAAAUGAAAUGGGAAUUUACAAGCUGGGUUCCACUGGUAUCAAGAAUGUGCCCAAGUGACACUUAUAAAGUGUACAAACAGGGUUCAAAUGUGAGGAUAGACACCACUUUGCUGGGUUUUGAUCACACUAGCUGGCAAAGGGGAAACAGGAGCUAUGUUUUUCAAGGACAAAAUGGUAGUGCGACAAUGAUGGAAAUAGAUCAUGAUUUAAAGCAAGUAUAUUGCGAAGAAAUGCGAACAACUGAUGAAAGUUUAGGGGUUUUGCUGCCAAGUGAAGACACUGUAUCACAACGUCUUACUAAUCCUAUAGUUACUACUUUCAUAGAUACAGACAAAAUUAGUUUUGAAAGAAAUAAGGCUGGAAUUUGGGGCUGGCGCUCAGACAAAAACGAAAUAGUAAACGGUUACGACUGCAAAGUAUUCGGUGCUUCCAACGUAGAAUUAGUCACAAAAACCAGAUCUGAACAUUUGACUGAGCACGACAAAGCCCGCAGUAAAAACCUCCGGACUCCUUUGCAGAACUUUUUAGGUAUAGCCGAAGUGGGUGCUUCUCAAACGAACUCAGAUAUUCCGAAGGAAGAAUAUUCGCACAAUACAAACCCUUGCAAUAUCACACCGGAAGAGUACUUUGAUGCUGAUAUAGAGUUAGGCGAUCGGGAUAUUGGAAGACCCAAAGAAGUAAAUGUUAAAGUGCAAAAGUUUAAGGCGAACUUAUGGUUGUGUGAAAACUAUCCGUUAUCUCUGCCCGAGCAGAUUUUACCUAUAGUAGAUUUAAUGGCGAUCUCAAGUUCACAUUUUGCCAAGUUGAAAGAUUUUAUUCAGAUGCAGCUUCCUAGCGGAUUUCCUGUUAAAAUUGAAAUUCCAUUGUUUCACGUCCUAAAUGCCCGAAUAACCUUUGGUAACAUAUUCGCCAUGGACAACCCAGUACCGAAAGUAUCAACAAUCCAAGAAGAAGAUAGACUGACUUGCAUACUUGAUGACUCAUUAUUCCAGUGCCCUAGUGGAUACGUUCAGAUUGGUAAUGCUAGUACGGAUUCAAGAAGGCAGUAUAGCAACGAGGAGGAAGAUGACCUGUUGCAGUUCGCGAUCCAGCAAAGUUUAAUUGAGUCGGGAACUGAAAAAGAGGAGGUCGACAUAUGGGAGGCUCUAAGAGGUCAAAAGCCUUCAAGGCCAGAGACCCCAGUAAAUACAGAAGAAAGGGAACUUCAAAGAGCGAUAGAAGCCAGCCUAGAGGAUUUUCAAGGAUUAUCGGUUUCCGACGCACAAGAUAGUCCCAGCGCAGAUUUGGACUAUGACUUACAAAUGGCCCUGAUAAUUUCCAAAAAAGAGAGAGAAAAAGAAGAACAAAAUCGGAUAGACGAAGAGAAAAUGCUAGAACAGGCCCUGGAAUUAUCUUUAAAAGAAAAAUAAUGGUAUGGAUGUGUAUUAGUCUUGUGGUAUAAUAUAUCUGUCCGCAGCAUUAUUCAAAUGUCUUACAAAAAAUGCUUAGUUUAAUCUGAAACGUCUUAGUAAAAUGUUAUAUUUGCAAUUGAAUGCUGAACUUGCAGGAUUUAAUAAGCUAGAAUCAACUUACCUUUAAAAUGUUGGUUUUAGUAUAUUUAAUUUGCUAUUAUGUAUGAAAUAGAAAAUCUGCCAAAAUGUUAGUAUAAAAGAAGCAAUAAAAAUUACUAUUUGCAGCAGUCUUUAUUGCUAACUUUGGUUAUUUGAUCUUUGCAAUUUCUGCGUUUUUUUUUGUUAAAAAAAUAGGUAUUAAAUAAAUUCAUGGACCAUAAUAUAAGUUUUUAUAUCGUAAUCAGAUAUUUCAUUAAAAAUAACGUACAAUGCUUAAACACGAAUUCCCACAUUUAAAAACUUAAUCUUAAGAAGCCACUUUUUUAUAUAAAUUAACAUAAGGUAUUAAUAAAACGAAUUUAAAAUAAUAAGUUUAGUACUAACCUAGCAUCCAUACUUACAAUCUGUAUACAAGCAACAUUUAUGGAUGCAAUAUUGUAUUAUUGUUUUUUUCUUCAGUCAAAUAUUUUUUUCAUUCAACCAAUAAUUAAGAGGAAAAUCAAGAUUCAAACAUUUCCCCUAUUCUGUACAUUCACACAAAGACUAUUGGAUUUCAGGCUGCUUCUGGUUGAUUUUACCCAUACCUACAGAGAAAUCCCUUAUUUUUCACCUUUUAAAAUUAAACAAAAAUAAGCAUCGCUCAAUAGUAAAUCAAUUUUUAAUCCACAAUAGUAAAACCAGUAAUAUUUUCUCUAUAAUAUAUCAAAAAUAUUUUCAAUUUACUUUUUUUGUGUUUAAAGGUUGUUCAACUAUCCAAUUCCAUUUUUCCUUGCCUUUUUAAACAAUAAUUGAAACCAAUAUUUCUGUAAAACUUAUAAAUUGGACCAAAUCGAAGUAAAUUCAAUCCAUGUAUAAAGGUUUUCCCACAAAAAACUUGACUAGAUUUACAUCUUAAAUUAUGAAUUGUUAUUAAAGUAGUAAUAAAAAUUAAGAAGGGGAAAAACUGAGACUUCCAUAAAACUAUUUUAAAUCGGACUAAACUAAAGUCAAUUUAAUUUAGGUUGGUAAUCCAGUCAUUGUGUAAAGGACUUAAAUGAGGCGUUUAGGGCAAAAGUGGCCCAAGCCAAAAAUAUUGAAAUUUUUUGAAGAUUAAUUACGAAAUUAUAAGAGAUAAAGAAUUUCUUAAUUUAUUUUUAUUUAGGUAAGUGGUGGAAUAUUAAACAUAGUUUUUGGACAUUUUUUUUUUUGAAAAAUAAGAUUUUGUAUGUGGCUUGGGCCACUUUUGCAUAACCUUUUUUUUUACUGACUUGAGAGUAAAAAUUAAUUACUAAAGCAAAAUAAUUUAUUUUUAGGUAAACGAUAAGACAUUUUUAAACAAAACUCAACGUAAACUCUUAUUAAUCAAUUUCAAAAACAUUCGAGUCUUCUUCAACACGUGCAUUGUGAACCAGUCGACGAUAAAAUUCAUGGUUUACUGGUGGAAUAUAAUCAAGCAAAGAUAACAAGUCUUGGUAUUUCUUUUCUUGUAUGGGCUUAGGUCCCUCGAACAGAGGAAGAAGUCUGGCCAUGUCAUGGAAAGUUUGGUUGCCCCGUUUUUUUUACAUUAACUUCGUUAAAUAAAACAUUUUCGUUAUUGGAAUAUUUAAAUUGGAUAAUUUCAGGUUUUUCUUUAUCAUACCGAAGCCACUGUAUUUGCAACCAUUGUACUUUUUCAUCAGCUUCCGUUUUUUUACGAUUCGUUAAUGCCUUUUCCAGUUCUUUUGUUGAAAAAAAGUCGCUGGAUGUCACCAUAACUA
Molecule: messenger RNA, 3814 nt
Organism: Anthonomus grandis grandis
Lineage: Eukaryota; Metazoa; Arthropoda; Insecta; Coleoptera; Curculionidae
Product: ankyrin repeat domain-containing protein 13D
Exons: 12
Coding region: 150-1937 (595 amino acids)
Cellular component (GO): cytoplasm
Molecular function (GO): protein binding
Source: RefSeq, a predicted model, not a curated record